Molecule: messenger RNA, 1763 nt
Organism: Annulohypoxylon truncatum
Lineage: Eukaryota; Fungi; Ascomycota; Sordariomycetes; Xylariales; Hypoxylaceae
Product: glycoside hydrolase family 76 protein
Exons: 3
Coding region: 283-1719 (478 amino acids)
Biological process (GO): carbohydrate catabolic process; fungal-type cell wall biogenesis
Molecular function (GO): mannan endo-1,6-alpha-mannosidase activity
Source: RefSeq, a predicted model, not a curated record
CCGUUGUUCGACUCGAAACACAUCACUUGUAGAAUUUUGUCCUUCAUUACCUAUAACCUAGAAAACGUCAUCUCUUUUACGGGACCCUACAAUUUGUACAUUUCAUUCGCUUCUUUGACCCCCUAAGAGUGUUCACUACAAGGUACAUAACAUCUAGUGUUCUCCUUGACUCGAAGCACAAGAAACAACUCGAGAACACAGAAUAAAACCUGCAAUUUCCGAACAUUUAUACAAAUUUGAGAUCGCUGCGCGAUACCUUUCCUUUCGCCAAUCAAAACAGAUAUGCAUAUGAAAUCUGUUCGUGCUGCUGCGCUGGCGGCGGCAGCGACAGUUACGCUGCCAAAAGACAUCAACAUCAAUGACACUUCAUCUAUACGGAGCGUCGCUAGUACACUUGCCUGGGAACUGAUGGCAUGGUAUUCCGGAAAUGUGACAAACACUCCAACAACUAUUGCUGUUUUCCCCGAACCAUACUACUGGUGGGAAGCCGGCGCUGCUUGGGGCGCUAUGUUGGAUUACUCACAUUACACGGGCGAUUCAAGUUACGAUGACGUUAUCUCGCAGGCAUUGUUGUCCCAGGUUGGCCCCAAGUUUGAUUUUAUGGUACCGGAACACUAUGGAUCGGAAGGAAACGACGAUCAAGCCUUCUGGUCUUUUGCCAUCCUCAAUGCUGCCGAGCGGAACUUUCCACAACCCGAAGACAGCAUUCCGCCUUGGCUAGAUAUCGCUGUGAAUAUCUGGAACACCAUGGUUGCAAGGUGGAAUACAACGACAUGUGGAGGUGGACUCCCGUGGCAGAUUUUCGAGUCCAAUCCCAACGGCAUGAGCUACAAGAACAGCGUGUCCAACGGUGGCUUCUUCCAGAUGUCGGCCCGACUAGCCCGGGCCACAGGAAACAACACGUAUCUGGAGUGGGCGCAAAAGGUGUGGGACUGGUCCGAAGCCGUCGGAUUUGUGGACAGCAACUUCAACGUGUAUGACGGGGCUGACGGUAAGAACAACUGCGCCGUCGUCAACAAACUGUCAUUCUCGUAUGCUCAGGGCAUCUACCUGUACGGUGCUGCUGUGCUGUACAAUUACACAGAUGGUAACCAGACAUGGGGUGACCGCACGAUGAGCCUGUUGAAGGCUGCGGACUCAUACUUUAGCCCGUACCCGAAUUCCACGAACGUCAUGUUUGAGCACGCCUGCGAACCUUACGGAUUAUGUAACAACGACAUGAAGUCCUUCAAAGGCUACCUGUCCCGCUUCAUGUGGGCGGCGACUCGCAUGAUGCCCUCGACCCUUCCCCGCGUCCAGACCCUACUGAACGCGUCGGCUGUAGCAGCCGCGAACGCGUGUUCCGGGGGAGAGAAUGGCACGGUGUGCGGACAGAAGUGGUACGUCGGCGGUUUCGAUGGCGUGACGGGUUUGGGUCAGCAGAUGACGGCACUGGAGACCGUUCAAGGCCUGCUCGCGCAGGAAGUGGCCGCGCCGUUUAAGGCUGGCCAGAUCAAGCACGUCAAGGGUGUGGAGAACCCGUCGUCAUCAUCAACGGUGCCGAUUGUGUCCAUGACAUCGACCGUUUUGGCACCAGCUUCUACGUCGACGGCGGCACCUUCGGUUACUGCUACGCCUAGUUCUUCGAUAAAGCUAAGCGCUGCGGGCGGCUCAUUUGUCGACUGGAAACUGACGGCGCUGCUCUUUUUGGGUUCGGGUUCGGUUCUGGGAUUUGCAUGAUUGGAUGAUUUGAUUUUGUAUGAGGCGAGGGCGUGGAAAAUGGG